This is a messenger RNA of Gossypium arboreum, 2551 nucleotides long. RefSeq lists its product as uncharacterized. Lineage: Eukaryota; Viridiplantae; Streptophyta; Magnoliopsida; Malvales; Malvaceae. The transcript has 4 exons. Gene Ontology annotation, molecular function: zinc ion binding; nucleic acid binding. The record is from RefSeq and is a predicted model, not a curated record. The coding region runs from base 1187 to 2041 and encodes 284 amino acids.
CAUUCUGUUCUCAUCUCUAUUGUUAAUUUAAGCUUGUAGAAAGGUGCAGGCUUGGGCUUUUUGUUGUGCUGGAUCAAAAAGUAGGAUCUUAAUUUGGUUACAUUUCUCGGAUUUUUCAAACCCUCUUGUUUGACUAUCUUCAUAAAUUUUAUUGUUUUUAAACAUUAUUUGAUAAAUUUUAAGUAAAAUAAUUUUUAAAUUUUAUGUUUAUGUUUAUGUUGUACUUUUAAGAUAGUUUUUUUUAAUUUCAAAUAUACAAUCCUCAUUUAUUUGUUUAAUUAAAAUGUGGAUUAAAAUAUUAAAAUUUUAAAGGCAAGCUUUGCGUUAAAACGACGACUUCAUUAGUUAACAGUUAAGAGUAAAAAAAGAUGCAAAAUUCUGGUAAUGGUUAGGCUGGUGAUCUGAGUGAUGUGGGUGAUCGAAAUACCAAGAAAGUACGUUUCAAGGAAGCUGGUGAUGAAGAGGAGACUAAUAUGGUUGUUGAGUCUGAACAACAGCCGAUGGUGUCCUUUGAAGACAAACUUUUGGGGGGGAAUGUAUCCACCUCUUAUGGAAAUCUUGCAAGGAAUCUGGAGAGGAAUGAAGGGGAUCUAGAAAUUCUGGAAGGGGAUGUGAAUAAGUCAAUGGUCAAUGGCAUUCUGGCAAUUGCUUUUUCGGAGCGCAUUAAAGAUAUAUUGUUUAAGGAAAUGGAAUUGACGGUUAUUCUUAAGUUGCUAGGGCGCAACAUUAGUUAUAAUGUGCUUUAUAACCGUACACUAAACCUCUGGAAACGUGCAAAAUCUUUUCAUUUGAUGGAUAUCACUAAUGGUUAUUUUUUUGUUAUUUUGUUAAAUUUCAGGAUAUAGGGGAUUAUAACAAAGUCUUAACUCAAGGUCCUUGGAUAAUUUUUGGGCAGUACCUCACGGUACAACCUUAGACGAAAUCGUUUAAUCCAUCUCAGCUUUACCCUAGUGUGGUGUUAGCGUGGAUUCGUCUGCCAGGACUCCCGGGUUAUCUGUACAAAAGACAGAUCAUUGAAGCUAUUGGGAGUUUAAUAGGGAAAGUUGUAAAAUUGGACUUACAAACUGGCAACAACACUCGGGGGCGGUUUGCCCAUAUGGCCGUGUUCGUCAACCUUGACUGACCGCUCAUCUCUAAGGUCUUGGUGGAUGGGGACGUCCAACGGGUUGAAUACGAAUCUCUUCCGAUGGUCUGCUUUAACUGUGGGAAAUAUGGACAUGUAAAAGAGUUGUGUCUGUCGGUGGAAGUUGAAGCGGUUUUGGAGAGGUCGGAGGCGGUCUUGGAAAGAACGGAGGCCGACGCGGUGGUAGCACCGGGUGAAGUUGCUGGUGAGGGUGGGGAUGGAAAGAACGUUGAAUUCAGGCCAUGGAUGAUAGUUAAUAGGAAAUCACGGAGGGGAUCACGCGAUUCUCGGGUUAACGAGGCUGCGAAAAAAGGAAAGGAUUCGGUGGGAUCUCGAUUCUCACCGUUAAUCGGGGGAGAGGUCUCAGGUGGUAGCCUCGCUGGAACUGAUGGGAGUUUUGAGAGAGGGAAAGAAGGGAGUCACGCGGAUAUGGGGGGUAUUUCUAAAGAGGAUAGGAAUUUAAUUAAAAGGGGUUUGGGCCAUUUAAAAGUGGCGAACUGUGAAGCUGGUGUGGAUUCGGCUUUAAUCAGGCCGGAUUUGGGCUCAAGUUCAAGUGGCCCGAUAGGUGUUGAGACAAGUCAGAUUAAGGGAUAUAGUGGGCCUAAGUCUGCGGGAAAGAGGCCUGUGGAAUCUAAUGAUUUAUUUCAAAAUAACAAGGACCGAAUGAAUAAUUUUUCUAACUCUGUUUCUUUUGCACCGGCUGCAGGAGUAGAAAAUUUAAAGGAGGGAGCGGCACAAGCUUGUGGGCCAUCGAAUGUCUUACCUGAUGGACCAAGUGAGGAACGGGCUGAAUUGAAGGGUCCUUUAAUGACUAAUGGGUUAAUCCUCAAUGAGGGCGUGGAUCUGAGAUUAAAGUUAGUAAUAAUCAUGGUGGAGUCUCUCUCAAUCGUUCUUUUAAGGACAAAGGAGGUAGAUUGAAAAAUGCUGGAAUUGCUCGAGUUCCAUUGUCAGAUGCUAUAAGUUCCAUGGUUAACCUUAUUAAUUCGCAAGUUGGGCCCGAAUUGGAUGUGAUUGGAGGUUGUGCUGAAGGACAGACUGGCGACCUUCGAUCCUCUUCUGCUUGAUCUGGUGAUCAAGGACAAAAAGGACCAGGAUCGGAUCGGGGAAAAAAAAAUUAAUCGAAUAGUCGUGAAACGUAGUUCGCCGAUAUACGAGAUUCUUAGUGAUCGUUACGUGCUCGGGGAUCCUCAGUGUAUAUCGUCACACUAUCAUUAAUCUUUUGGUACUUUUGAAAACCGAACUUAAAGUUUAUGGUAUGUAUAAGCUAAGAUACCUUUUGAAUUCAUUAUGGUUGAGAUGUAUAUAAAUGCCAUGCGAAAAUGGCUAACUUGAUACAUAAGUCUAUAUUAUCUUGAUUGUGUUUUUGUGCUUGUAAUGUUUGAACAUGAAAAAGGUGAAGUUGAUUGUGGUUUGAACGUUUGGUUGAUA